AUGACAACAUACGUGAGAAACUAUAGACUUGUUAGGUGCUCCUCUACGUUUGCGCUCAUACGCACGGGGCACUGUAGGGAGCCACUAUGCAUUACAGGCGCAGUACGAUUGAUUGUAAAUGGGAAGAACUGGAGGGAGCUCGAUGUUUCUCGUGCAAAAGACUGGGUAAAAACACUUAGUGUAACGGGUUUACCCUUGAAACAAUUUGUCUUGCGCUACGAUCGAGCCAGUGGUCCAGGAGGACAGAACGUUAAUAAAGUUAAUAGCAAAUGCACGUUAACACUUCAUGGCUUGUCAAAUUGUUCUUGGAUUCCUCAGGAAGUUAAAAGUAUAUUAUGUAGCGGCAGGUUUCGGUACUAUACCAAAAACAGUGACUCUGUAGUAAUUCAAUCUGAUGAAACCAGAUCCAAGCAAAUUAACAAACUGAAAUGCUUCGAGAAGCUAAUUCAGGAAAUCAAACAAACCUGUCAGUUCCCUAAUGACAUUCCUAUCGAGACUGCAGAAAAAUGGGCAAAAAUCAAGAAGAAAUCGAAUGCAGAACGGAUACUUAAUAAAAAGGUGCAUAGCGAUAAAAAGAAGAGUAGAGGUAAAAUUACACUCAAUUACUAA
Messenger RNA from Saccharomyces eubayanus, 609 nucleotides. RefSeq names its product Pth4p (gene PTH4). Gene Ontology annotation, cellular component: mitochondrial large ribosomal subunit. Gene Ontology annotation, biological process: mitochondrial translational termination. The record is from RefSeq and is a predicted model, not a curated record. Gene Ontology annotation, molecular function: translation release factor activity. NCBI's taxonomy places the organism in Eukaryota, Fungi, Ascomycota, Saccharomycetes, Saccharomycetales, Saccharomycetaceae. The transcript has a single exon. The coding region runs from base 1 to 609 and encodes 202 amino acids.